GGCUCACACAAACAGACAGAGGGAUUCUGGUUUUUCUCGAACAUCGAGAGAGAAACAGCAACAGCCCCAACCCAAAGCAGACCACCCACACGUGCGGCUCUCGACUUGCAUGAACACCAUACACUAAAUCCUAGACAGAGAAAGAGGGGGGAGAGAGAGAGACAGACAUAUACCAGUCUCAAAAUAAGGUGCCCUGGACCUCUCUGAUCAAGCGUUAUGGAGAGAGCAAGUUGAGUAAAAAGAGGAGUGAGUGAGUGAGUGAGAGAGAGAAUCGUGUGGCUUCAGCUCUUCUUUUUGUUCUUUAGCUUUCUUUUCCUCCACAGUAAAAAACCAUUCUCUUUUCUGUUCCCCGUUUUAUAAACGUUAUAUUUGUUUCUUUGGUUCCUUUCAAAUAAGAAGUGUAACUGUCCAAUAAAGAUCUCCUCUUCCAUCCCUUUCCUCUCUCCAUUCCUUCUCUUUGAUCAAACCCAUCAAAAGAUUACAGAGGGAGAGAGUAUGAAAAAAAAUGAAAUCUUUAAUUCAUUUUGUUUACUGAUUUUCUAGUCAGCUUCUCUCUGUGAGAGGAUUUUGAGAGAAACCCAGUUGUUUUGUGGUCAUUAUUUUGCUUAUUUCAGUCUCCUCUGUUUUCCUCUGUUUGUGGCAUUGUACUAGUGAUCAAGGGAAAACACAUUGGUUUCUUGGACGUUUCCUUCAUUUUCCUUCACUUUCUCGCCUUUUAACUCCUGGGUUCAUCUAGGUUGUGUUUUUUUUUUUUUUUUUUUUUUCAAUCCAAUGAGUCUUCAACACAUCAAGAAUCAUGAUGGUGAUGGUGUCAUUGGGUUUCCAAACAUGAACUUUAGUAUGCGUCCUCCUCCUGUUGAUCCCAAGCCUUUUCUCUCUGUAAACCAUCUUGGUGAGAGAGGGUCUCAAAUGGGAUUCCAGAUUUUGAAUGCUCAAGAAGUCAGGGGAAGUGAGUGGACUACAGAUGAUGGGAGUUUUGGUGUUGAGAGAAAAGGCCUUGCUUUGAACCCUAACGAGGAUGAAGAAAGUGAUCAGAGGAAAAGUGGACACCCAAAGCUCUGUGCCAGAGGCCAUUGGAGACCACAUGAAGAUUCCAAGCUCAAAGAACUUGUUACCCAGUUUGGUCCUCAAAACUGGAACUUGAUUGCUGAGAAACUUGAAGGAAGAUCAGGUAAAAGUUGCAGAUUAAGAUGGUUUAACCAGCUAGAUCCAAGGAUUAACAAGAGGGCUUUCAUUGAGGAAGAAGAGGAGAGGCUGUUGGCUGCACAUAAAAUGUAUGGCAACAAAUGGUCUAUGAUUGCUAGGCUGUUCCCAGGGAGGACUGACAAUGCAGUGAAGAAUCAUUGGCAUGUGAUCUUUGCCAGAAAACACAGAGAGCAUAACAUUUUCUACAGGAGGAGGAGGAAUUCUUCACAGCAAAUAGUGUCUAAAGGAUUGAAGUAUAAUAAGAGUGCUAAAUACCAACACAAUGCAUGCAGUGAUUCAACCAUCUCUAGCAACAACAAUGUUGAUGAAUCUGCCUCAACAUGCACUAAUCUCUCCCUCAGUCCCUCUUCUGCCAGACUGCCUCCUGCGUUCCUCACUAGGUUCAAUCCACUUCAGAAGCACUACCAAUCUUAUGGAUUCCACUUGGGAUCAUCUGCAGAGGGAAAAGUGGUGAGAAUGAGAAAUGUUGGUGAUGUCCAGUUGUAUGGUCCUGGGGGAGUGGCAAUGGUGAUGAACGUGGACCAAUGUGGUCAUCAGCACUCGGAUUCAAACUCAGAAGUUUCAGCAACUGAGUCAGUUGCCAAUAACAAGACUAGUCUCAAUCUCUUCAUGUAUGGGGAAAAUGAGAAUGAGAAACACAAGGACAUUCAAUUCAUUGAUUUCCUUGGAGUAGGACCCACAUAAAGAAAAUAGUGAUGGGGUUUUGGGGAUGGGUUGUAGUUAGAGUACUGCUACUAGCUACCAAAUUGUAACAAGUGAAGGACAUAUA
This is a messenger RNA of Cornus florida, 1975 nucleotides long. Its product is annotated as transcription factor CSA-like. Lineage: Eukaryota; Viridiplantae; Streptophyta; Magnoliopsida; Cornales; Cornaceae. The record is from RefSeq and is a predicted model, not a curated record. The transcript is spliced from 3 exons. Bases 772 to 1890 code for a protein of 372 amino acids. Gene Ontology annotation, biological process: regulation of DNA-templated transcription. Gene Ontology annotation, cellular component: nucleus. Gene Ontology annotation, molecular function: RNA polymerase II cis-regulatory region sequence-specific DNA binding; DNA-binding transcription factor activity, RNA polymerase II-specific.